Aspergillus eucalypticola CBS 122712 is the source of this 1053-nucleotide messenger RNA. Its product is annotated as aldo/keto reductase family protein. The transcript has 3 exons. Gene Ontology annotation, cellular component: cytoplasm. NCBI's taxonomy places the organism in Eukaryota, Fungi, Ascomycota, Eurotiomycetes, Eurotiales, Aspergillaceae. The coding region runs from base 80 to 1045 and encodes 321 amino acids. The record is from RefSeq and is a predicted model, not a curated record.
CUUUGACUCUCAAGAGCUACACCUAAGCCUUACAUCAAUUUUCCAAAAAUUCUCCAAUUUCUACAAUACCGCCAACGACAUGCCUUCCCUCAGUGGUCGUGAAGUCGGCCACAUCGGCUACGGAACCAUGAGAAUGACCUGGGUCCCUCAACCUCCCUCGCACGAGCAAUGCUUCGAAACCCUGAACACCGCUCUCAAGCUAGGUGCCAACUUCUGGAACGCUGGCGAGCUUUACGGUACCCCUGAUUAUAACUCGUGUCAUCUUCUGAACAAGUACUUCAUCAAAUAUCCUGAGAAUGCCGACAAGGUAGUCUUGAGUAUCAAGGGUGGCACGAAGCGUGGAGAGCUUAUCCCUGAUAGCUCUGAAGCCAACAUCCGCCGUAGUGUGGAGGAGUGUCUGCGUGUACUGGAUGGAAAGAAAGUAAUUGAUAUCUUUCAAUGUGCUAGACAGGAUCCCAACGUACCAGUGGAGCAGCAAGUGACUGUUCUAGCACAAUUUGUCAAGGAGGGCAAGAUUAGAAGCAUAGGUUUGAGUGAGGUUGAUGCAGAUACUAUUCGCAGGGCUCAUAAGGUCCACCCGAUUGCGGCAGUAGAGGUUGAAUUGUCUCUCUUUGAUACUACGAUUCUCAACAAUGGUGUUGCUAAGGUUUGCGCUGAGCUCAAUAUCCCUGUUAUAGCUUACUCGCCUUUGGGCUUUGGUGUAUUGGCGGGUGCCUUCACCAGCCCGUCUGAGAUUCCUGAGGGCGAUUUCCGCAAAAUAAUGCCGAAGUUCCAGGAGAAUGCUAUGAAGGAAAACAUGAAGCUGGUUAAUGAAGUUAAAAAAUUGGCGGCGCGUAAGGGCGUGGCUCCGGUACAGAUUGCACUGGCCUGGAUCCUUACUCUCAGUGGAAAGCCGGGGAUGCCCACCAUUAUACCCAUUCCCGGUGGUACGACGGUUGACAAGGUUACUCAGAACCUGGAAUGUGUCCCUUGCCUUAGCGAUGCUGAGAUGAACGAGAUUGCAGACCUUUUAGACCGGAUUCAGGUGGUCGGAGCUCGCUUUUAGCUACGGUU